Messenger RNA from Gigantopelta aegis, 3011 nucleotides. RefSeq lists its product as uncharacterized. Gene Ontology annotation, biological process: mRNA destabilization. Gene Ontology annotation, cellular component: cytoplasm. Lineage: Eukaryota; Metazoa; Mollusca; Gastropoda; Neomphalida; Peltospiridae. Gene Ontology annotation, molecular function: mRNA binding; N6-methyladenosine-containing RNA reader activity. The record is from RefSeq and is a predicted model, not a curated record. The transcript is spliced from 4 exons. Bases 339 to 2762 code for a protein of 807 amino acids.
CAGACAUGUUGGAGCAGGCAAAGUGUGGUCGAUUAUAUCAUUAUUAUCUAAUUUGAUGGCUAUCUUUAGCAGCAGAAUUUCGGGAUUAGUGCAGACUUAUAUGCGGUUUUGUACUUCACAUUUAAUAUCUUAAUCACUGAACUGACGACACUGUACACCACAGAGUAAAGGUCACAGAAAGUGUUUGUUGUUGACUAAUGACUCAAUCAUAAUUGAGAAACAAAUAUGUUCAGUUCUUACCCUGUCCAUUGUCAUUUUGGCCAAUUGCUAAUUUCUAUACAAAGUGGCUACAACAUUUAGUAUUUGGCUAAAAACAAAAACAUCACCAAUUGAUAGAAAUGGCAUCAAACAGUAGCAGUAGCACCUUGUCACUGAAGUCCAAAGAGAAGACGACAUCUUUUGAUUCCUCAUCUUUAUCUAAUGAUACAGCAUCACUGUUGUGGUUCACCACCGAUGACAAGACUAACAGGACACUCGAAGGGAGCGGUUCUUUCAGGGAGGAUUCCAGGGGUCUGCCCCUGACCAGGUUUACUGAUGCUGCACAUGGUCUUGGCGACCCUCAAACCUGCAUGUUUCAUCUUGUAAAACUUGAUCAUCAGCAGAUUAAACUUUUUGAAAGUCCUGAAGUUAAGACUUUUCUCAUUACAGAAAUGAAGACACGUAAAUAUGAUCUUAUGUUUGAUGAAAAAGAUCCAACAAUUGCUUCUGUGCAGGUUAAAGAUGUCGAUAUGCUGGAAGAAGCUAAACUGUAUUUUGUGGACCUGGUUGUACGCCGUUCUGUUGAUAUCAAAAUUGUCAAACCAACAUAUUUGUCAACAGGUGAACUUUUACAGCUGCUUCAAAAAGCCAGAAGAGAUGGAAAGCUGUGUGUGGAACUAAAUAACGAUGUGAUAACUUUUGUUUCAACUAAAGAUAUUGAUGAACGUGUUUGCAGGACAUUGAACAAAGUCAUCACUGACGGCUGUGCAGAGGAAAUUCAGAUGUCAAGAGAUGUUUACUCAGUGUUCCUUCAUGGCUGGGAAACGAUCUGGACACAAGACCUGUCCGAGGAAGACGAUCCCGUGAUUAUUGAGCUGUUUGCAAAUGAUGACAAGUAUGGAAUGACAUUGAAGGGGACGAAGAUCGGGGUCCAGAAACUGAAAACAGUUGUAUACGAAAUGGUGGAUGCCAUUCAAGAAAAACAUCCAAAACCUAAACCUAUUAAUCAACCAGGAACGCAGUGCAUAGAAAACCAAUAUGUGAGUGAAAAUUCUGACAAAUUACAUUCCUUGGGUUACGAAACAUUGCCGUGUGAGCAUACCAUUGGAAGUCUAGAUUUCAAAGGGAAUCUUCUUACUGUCAAAGUUUACAUCGCAGAUAUCACCAAGCUGAAGGUUGAUGUUGUUGUUAACGCUGCCAAUGGCCAACUGGAUCAUUACGGCAGUGUCGCGUAUUGCAUUGCACAAGCUGCUGGUGACGACUUAGAAAGAGAAAGUGAAGACUAUAUUCAGAAACAUGGUGAUGUCCCUGUAACCAAUCUCGCAGUAACCGGCGCAGGACGACUGCCGUGUAAGAGAGUGUUCCACGCUGUAGGGCCGACCUGUUACGACUACAAUGAGGAGGAGAAACACGUCUGCCUGGAGGAUCUGGUGAAAACUAUCUUCAGAUGUCUGUGUGCCGCCAAAGAUCUAAAUAUGACGUCCAUUGCUAUUCCUGCCAUAGGUCCAGUAAUAUCUGGAGUACCCAAAGUGUACUGUGCAGAAAUGUAUGUACGAGCUGUCAAAGGUUUUGACCUGUAUGUCCAAGGAGGCUCCUUGAAGGAAGUCCAUUUUGUAGAUGAAAAUACAGAAAUGGUGGAUUUAACACACAGAAUCUUUAGUCAAGAAUGGGAGAAACCAGUUAGUGAAGAAACUGUCAGGAAUGACCAAAUGAUCGUUAACGAGAUGCUGGGAUCGUUUUUAGUUCAGCCAAAUAGUUCUUCUUCUGUAUCGUCUGCAGAGGGAGUCGUGAACAGUCCCGUUCUGGACAAGUUGAAAUCGUCGAACCAGUAUAACCCCAAGGAGUACAACCUGAACCUGAAAGGUGCACGUUUCUUCAUCAUAAAGAGUUACUCCGAGGUUGAUAUCCACCGGUCUAUCAAGUACGGCAUCUGGUCCAGCACGGAACAUGGAAAUAAACGUCUGGACAAAGCGAUGCGCGAACGCGAUGGCAAAGGCCCCAUCUUCCUUCUGUUCAGUGUUAAUGGAAGCGGACAUUUCUGCGGAAUGGCACAGAUGGUCUCGCUGGUAGAUUACGAGAAGAGUAGCUUAGUUAGGGUGAAGGACACCUGUAGAGGGGAGUUUGAGGUGAAGUGGAUCUAUGUGAAGGACGUGCCCAACAGCCAGCUGAGACACAUCCGGCUGGAGAACAACGAAAACAAGCCUGUGACCAACUCACGCGACACUCAGGAGGUGCCGCCUCAGAAGGGUAAACAGGUGCUGGAAAUAAUUCAUAGCUACGAGCACAAGACGUCCAUCUUCGAUGACUUCACUCUCUAUGAAAAACAGGAGGAAGAGGGAGUCACGAAGAAGUCUGGAAAGACGAGAGACAAGGAUCGGCCACAGGAACCAUUACAUGUACCUGAAGAAGAAGACCCAGAGAAAUGUGAAGAUGGUGUACUGGCCGCACGUCCAAGAAAUAAGAGAGGUGGUCGCGGUAGAUCUGGAAAGAAAGGAGCACAAGACCACUAUGAGGGUCCGACGAAUCUGCCUGCCCGACUUCAGAGACAAUUUAAUAUGAAUUAACUAUCGACGAAUCUGUCUGCCCGCCUUCAGAGACAAUUUAAUAUGAAUUAACUAUCAACGAAUCUGUCUGCCCGCCUUCAGAGACAAUUUAAUAUGAAUUAACUAUCGACGAAUCUGCCUGCCCGCAUUCAGAGACAAUUUAAUAUGAAUUAACUAUCGACGAAUCUGCCUGCCCGCCUUCACAGACAAUUGAAUAUGAAUUAACUAUAUGAAUUAACUAUCGACGAAUCUGCCUGCUCGCCUUCACAG